Aspergillus calidoustus is the source of this 3259-nucleotide messenger RNA. Lineage: Eukaryota; Fungi; Ascomycota; Eurotiomycetes; Eurotiales; Aspergillaceae. The record is from the annotation of a GenBank genome assembly.
UGUCCAUCGCCGACCGACGGCAGGAUGAAGAUGGAGAAGCUUCGGAGGGUAAGGAUAGGCCGUUAGCCUCUAUGAAGAGGAAGAACAAAAUGCACCAUCGGCAUGUGAAGCCGUAGCAUCUACCUUUGCUCGAUCCGCAAGCGCGUGGGUCCCGCUGGGAGCGAAAGCACCGAGCUUGGGGUGGGCAAAGAUACCUCGGCUCACGCGUUGCAGCUUGCCGAGCACAGCGACCGUCGUCACUUUGUUCUCCCCAUAUUCACCCUCAUUCUUGAACUCGGCUCUCCCCAGACGCUUCUCCGUCCUCCUCUUUUUUCCCGUCUUUAAAUAUUCUCUGAUCUCAUUACUUCUCCCUUUCUCCCUCCCAUCCCGCACUUUCACUCUCCUUAGAUCUUCUUCCUCAUUUCUUGAACUGGUUUGCAACAUGUCCGAGCUGCGCUUUGACAACCAGACUGUUGUCGUCACGGGAGCUGGUGGUGGCUUGGGUAAGGCAUAUGCUCUGUUCUUCGCCUCAAGAGGAGCAAAUGUCGUCGUCAACGAUCUGGGCGGCUCCCACGUAGGAGAGGGCAAGUCGAGCAAGGCCGCCGAUGUGGUCGUCGAAGAAAUCAAAGCUGCUGGCGGCAAGGCCGUUGCCAACUACGACAGUGUCGAGAAUGGCGACGCCAUCAUCGACACCGCGAUCAAGGCUUUCGGCCGCAUCGAUAUCCUCCUCAACAACGCCGGUAUUCUCCGGGAUGUCAGCUUCAAGAAUAUGAAGGACCAGGACUGGGACCUCAUCAACAAAGUUCACACAUAUGGUGCAUACAAGUGCGCACGAGCUGCCUGGCCCCAUUUCCGGAAACAAAAGUAUGGUCGCAUCAUCAACACUGCCUCUGCGGCCGGUCUCUUCGGCAACUUCGGACAGGCCAACUACGCUGCCGCCAAACUCGGCCAGGUCGGUUUCACUGAGACGCUCGCGAAGGAGGGUGCCAAGUACAACAUCCUCGCCAACGUCAUUGCUCCCAUUGCUGCUAGCCGUAUGACUGCUACCGUUAUGCCCCAAGAGGUUCUAGAUCUCCUCAAGCCCGAAUGGGUUGUUCCCCUGGUUGCCGUCCUCGUCCACUCCUCCAACACCACAGAGUCCGGCUCCAUCUUCGAAGUCGGUGGUGGUCACGUCGCCAAGAUCCGAUGGGAGCGUGCCAAGGGUGCUCUGCUGAAGCCCGAUGCUUCUCUGACCCCCGGUGCCAUCGCCAGAAAGUGGAAGGACGUCAACGACUACUCGCAGCCCAGCUACCCCACUGGGCCUGCUGACUUUAUGGGUCUUCUCGAGGACGGCCUGAAGCUGCCUUCUGCUCCUGCUGGAGAGGAGCCAGACUUCAAGGGCAAGGUCGCCCUGGUUACUGGAGGUGGCAAUGGUCUUGGCCGUGCUUACUGCCUGUUGUUCGCCAAGCUUGGCGCUUCCGUCGUGGUCAACGAUCUAGUUGACCCCGAGCCAGUUGUGCAGGAGAUCAAGAAGGCCGGUGGCCAGGCUGUCGGCAACAAGGCCUCUUGCGAGGACGGUGCCGCCGUUGUCAAGACCGCCAUUGACACAUAUGGCCGUAUUGAUAUCCUGGUCAACAACGCCGGUAUUCUCCGCGACAAGGCCUUCGCUAACAUGAAUGAUGACCUCUGGAACCCUGUCAUCAACGUUCACCUGCGCGGAACCUACAAGGUCACCCAGGCUGCUUGGCCCCACAUGCUCAAGCAGAAGUACGGCCGUAUUGUCAACACGGCUAGCACCAGCGGUAUCUACGGAAACUUCGGACAGGCUAACUAUGCUGCUGCUAAACUCGGUAUCCUUGGAUUCUCCCGCGCUCUUGCCAUCGAGGGUGCCAAGUACAACAUCAAGGUCAACACCAUCGCCCCGAACGCUGGUACCAACAUGACCCGCUCCAUCAUGCCUGAGGAGGUUGUCCAGGCCUUCAAGCCCGACUACGUUGCUCCCUUGGUCGUUCUUCUCUGCUCCGACAAGACUCCCGAGCCCUACUCCACUAAGGGUCUAUUUGAGUGCGGUAGCGGUUGGUUCGGCAGCACCCGCUGGCAGCGAAGCGGUGGCCACGGCUUCCCCGUGGACGUCAAGCUGACUCCCGAGGCUGUCGCCAAGCAGCUCCCCAAGAUCAUCAACUUCGAUGACGGCCGUGCCGACCACCCCGAGCAGAUCCAGGCCGCCAACGAGAAGGUUAUGGCCAACUUCAACAACCGCAGCGACGGCAGUGGUAGCGAGAUCCUCAACGCCAUCGAGGCUGCCAAGAAGGCCACCUCCGACGGAACCCCCUUCGACUACACCGACCGCGAUAUCAUCCUCUACAACCUGAGCUUGGGUGCCAAGCGCACUGACCUCCCUCUCGUCUACGAGAACAACGAGCACUUCCAGGCCCUUCCCACUUUUGGUGUGAUCCCCUGGUUCAACACCUCUACCCCCUGGGACAUGGGUGACAUCGUCAAGAACUUCUCCCCCAUGAUGCUCCUCCACGGGGAGCAGUACAUGGAGAUUCGCAAGUUCCCCAUCCCUACCGAGGCCAAGACAAAGACCUACCCCAAGCUCAUUGACGUCAUUGACAAGGGCGCCGCCGCCCUCGUCGUCGCUGGAUACACCACCAAGGACAUCGCCACCGGCGAAGACCUCUUCUACAACGAAUCCACCGUCUUCAUCCGCGGCAGCGGUGGCUUCGGCGGCUCCCCCAAGCCCACCGCCCCGCGCCCCAAGGCCGCCGUCGCAGCCUACAAGCCUCCCAGCCGCAAGCCCGACAUUGUCGUUGAGGAAAAGACCUCCGAGGACCAAGCUGCCCUUUACCGCUUGAACGGCGACCGCAACCCGCUCCAUAUCGACCCUGAAUUCAGCAAGGUCGGCGGCUUCAAGACUCCUAUCCUCCACGGUCUCUGCUCCCUCGGUAUCUCCGGCAAGCAUGUCUUCUCCAAGUUCGGCCCCAUCAAGAACCUCAAGGUUCGCUUUGCCGGUGUCGUGCUCCCUGGCCAGACAUUGAGGACAGAGAUGUGGAAGGAGGGCAACACUGUUCUCUUCCAGACCACUGUUGUUGAGACAGGCAAGCCUGCCAUCUCGGGGGCUGGUGCGGAGCUGUUGGAUGGUGCCAAGGCGAAGUUGUAAAAUACCUACAUAUGAAGAAGUCGCAAUGAUUAUGGCAGGAAAUGGGUUAUGUUCUUUUUCAUAUCUUCUGUUAAGAUUGUGUAUAUAAAUAUUUCUGGGUUUGAUAGCAAUUUCUUUUUACUUCAUUCUAAGGCGCUA